ACGAUACAGGAUGAAAUAGAUAAGCGAUAAAAAUCCAGAAGUGCGAGCCUCAAUGUGGGUGCGUCUCUUACUGCAGUCAAAAGUAGGUCACUGUCCCGAAAUUUCAUCAUCACGAGCUUUGGUUUCUCUUUAAUUGUUUGUCUUCACGUUAUUUUUCUUCCCAGUUGUUAUUUGUCCCCAUUGUCAAACGGGUCUUUCAGAAAUUGCUAUCGGAGCAACAGUUUAAACGGUGGCAUUUGGCUAAACGGAAUUCUGUGCUGACGUGUAUUUCUUAAAUCUUUCAUCUAAAACGGAGGUACCGUAGGUCUUUUAUAAUAACUUAAUAAAUUCGUCUAUAUAGCAGCCCUUUAAACAGUCUCAGAUUUCGCUGAUUUUAUGGAGCCCCCAUUGCGUCAUAAUGAAGAGGAUCUUCUCUUCAAAGGAAAGAACAUCCAUUGUAGAAAUGAGCCACUUUAUAACAAAGGGCGGGGCGAUUCAUUGGUGUACCGCGGGUAUUUUAAAAAGACGAAGGAUUUAAAAGAAGAAAUCGUAGUGAGGAAGAUGAAGAAAACAGAUUGUUGCGAUCAAUGGGAAGACAUCUUCAUCAAACAUACUCGAGAGAAGGAUCCCAUCAAACACGAUAAUGUCCUCAAAAUUAUUAGCUACGAAGAUAUGGAUGAAUGGAGAUAUUUUGCUCUGGAACGUUACGACGCUACACUGGAGCAGUUUUGCAAAGGUUAUUAUGAAGGACCAUUGCCAUCUGACGCCCAAGUUCUUUGCCAAAUCGCCGAAGGGCUUUUGUAUCUUCACGGAGAGCAGUGUACACACGGAAAUUUGACGCCUCGAACAAUUCUAAUCGCUUCCUCACAACCUUUGCGGAUGAUGAUCAAAUUAUCCGAGUUUGGGUUGAACAAAUUCGGUGACCGUUUUGAUGACAGUCAAGUGGAGUCAAACGACCAAGAUGGAAACUCAUUUCAUAGAGCGGCAAAAAGAUUGAAAUACACCGAGGAACAGGGGGAACAACAAGAUAUUUGCCUAAGAAAAUAUUGGAGAUUAGAUGGAACCACCGACAGUAACCAGCAGACCCCUACACCUAAUCAAGAUAUAUUUUCAGCAGGCUGCCUCUGUUUUUAUUUUCUCAAACGGGGUGUGCAUCCCUUUGGUGAAGACCCGUCGUCAAUCUUGGAAAACAUUAAAAAACAAAAUCCUGUCAACUUAUUAAAAACUCUGCAACAAGAAAAAGGCGUAUGGGCGGAAUUCGCCUACGAGCCCAUAAAAAACAUGAUUGGAAAUCCACCGACCGACGGUAAAAGUUGGUUACUGAUUGCCAAAACCUGUUUUAUGAAGGCCCUUCCUCUGCGAUUUCAAGAAAAAAAGGAAAACGAACUCGGCAGGGGGGCGUUUGGGGUCGUGUACAAAGGAACGUUCGAAGGAAAUGCCGUUGCAGUUAAAGUUACAGUAAAGGUGCAUUUAAAUGAUAAAGGAAAAGAAGUGCAGAAACGGGAAAUGGAGGAACAUCUCCGGUUGGUCCACGAAAAUGUCCUGAAACUUUUGCACGUCGAUGACUCACGGGAUAAAACCUGCCUUGUGCUCGAAUUAUGUGCCGGGACACUGAAAGAUUAUUGCGAGAAGAAAUACAACGGACCGGAAUUACCGCCAGAUGGCCUAGUCUUGUAUCAAAUCGCCAAUGGAUUGCACUACAUCCACUCACGAAAUUUAGUUCAUCGCGACGUCAAACCGGACAACAUUCUCAUCUCAAUGACGACACCCGUCCAAAUGAAAUUGUCCGAUUUUGGAUUUGUCAAAAAAACAAGUCCUCGAGGGACAUUUGAGCAGAGUGGAUUGAAAGGAACUGAAAAGUGGAUGGCGCCCGAAAUUUUGGAGCUUAUGGAAAACAUGGAAGAGUCAAGUCGUGACAGCUCGUCUGACUCUGAGGAACUUCCGCACGGAAAAAUCCAACGCGACACAUUCGCUGCCGGCUGCGUCUUUUUCUACUUCCUGACCCGCGGUAAACAUCCGUUUGGCAAUUCUUAUCAAAUUCCAGUGAACAUCUUAGAUAACAAUCCAAUAGAGCUCAAUAAACACAAUGAAAAUUUGCAAGGCGAUGAUCGUGCUCUAUACGAACUGAUCGGAACAAUGAUAAAGCCGAAAGAGGAAAGAAUCUCAAUGUCUGAGGUCAUCAAACAAUUGACGACGAAUUUUACUUCAUCCCGUCAGUUCGAGAGAGUUGUGCGAUUAGUGCGGAGGAGAUACGGAAUUUUCGUCUCCCGUUUCCACCCGAAAGAACCAGUUCUCGCCUGCUGCAUUAUAGAUGAAAUUAUUUUAUUUUCUGCCGAGAAUUCGUCCAUUCCCUUUUCUAAUUGGAAAGAGGACGAAAAAAAGUUUAAAAUUGGACAUGUAAAAGAAAUUAGGAUGCUAGAAUGGAAUGUGGACGGAACUCAAUUGGCUGCAGUUUCCAAUGGAGAUAAAGUUAUCGUGUGGGGUUAUCCAAGUGGCGAAAUUCUCUUUCAAAAGAAAUUAGACAAAAAUAUGGAUCGAAUCGAGUGGAAUCCCUUCAGGCCAAACGUAUUCGCUGCUUUACAUACGGGAACCUUUCAAUCUGGAAAAGUUUUCUUAUUCAAUUCCUACCCUGUCGAACCACGGUCAUUUCAUUUCUGCACAAUCGAAGGAGAGAAACAGAUCGUGAGUGUCCAUUGGAUCUCUGAGAAUCGAGUCGCUCUCCGCUUAUUUGAAGGCGGGAGAAUUGAAAUUUGGGAAAUUGACGAAUCGACGACUUCCGCCCAACUCGUUAAACGAUUCCAGCAUGAAAGCGAGACCGAUACGAUAUUAGACAUGGCAUGGGACGAAAGGACGAAAUGUUUGGCCGCUUGUUCUGGCGACGGAUGGAUUUUGAUUUGGUCAAUGGACAGCGACCAACCCAUUCACUGCACAAAGGUCGAUGGCUAUUGUUUCAGUUUGGCUUGGCGUCCAAACGGGAAACCAACGGACGACGAGGGAGUGGACGCGGUCAGGAAAUCGGUCGAUAAUUUCAUUUUGGCUUGGUGAGUUUAUCAACGGACGGGUUGCCGCAGGUCUGCACGCACUUUUCCAUAUUAUUAUUAUAUUAUUAUUUGAGUUAAGCAACGGAUUGGAAUCGUGAAAAAAUGGAUUUUCUGGAUUGAUUCUGGAUUGACAAAUUUGCGUCAACAUUUUGAUAUUUUUCUCAAUGAAUGUCUUUUUCUAACGCAAGAAAAUGAACAUAACAUGAACAUAGGAGAGCAUGAAAGCAAUAAGCUAGCUAGCACUUUCGUGCGCGAGUUUAUUUUAGUUUAUUUUUUUAAAUCUUUGCUCAAUUAAGUUGCGUAAGCGGAUCCCUUGGAUUGAAGGAAUCAAAAAGGGAUUUCCUUUUUCCCACGGCAGGAAAUAUGGACAAGGAGGAAGGGAAGCAAUUUCGAAUUUUUCAUUUCAUUUUCAUUAUACAGUGUACUUGGCAACGAGGGGAGGGAGGGGAGGGAGGGGAGGAUUGUCAUUUGGACUCCGCUGAAAAAUGAAAAGACAAGAAUUCUCCGUCAACAUUCAGGUGAUGUAGAUUCGCUGUCGUUUUCACCCGACGGGCGGUUUCUCGCAUCAGCGGACGAGGAUGGGAAAUUGAUCAUUUGGUCAACUGAGAAUUGGGAACCCGUUUAAAUCGAGGAAGGAAAUAUAAGAUUGGGCGAUCGUUAUUGCUCGUGGUUGAUGUCUUCGUCUACGGAUGUCCCUGACUACAAAUUGGCAUUCAUCUCAUGGCAUCCCAACAAGGUUGAUGUCGUAGAAUAUACGCCGUCGGCCAGAAUGAAAAGCCAAGCAAAGAUUAAAGAUCUCCAAGAGGAUUGACGGGAUUGACGAAGGAAUAAGAAACAUUCGCAGCGGAUGGACAACCAGAUUCACCCGCUGUAACAUGUAAUUGAGUGAAUGCAACAAGUCGAGUGAAGUCAGCCAAUUUCAUAUAAUGAGACGAACGGGCCAGUUUCUUCAUUAAAUUAUGAAAAAAAAACAACUUUGCUGAAAUAAAA
Molecule: messenger RNA, 4010 nt
Organism: Daphnia pulicaria
Lineage: Eukaryota; Metazoa; Arthropoda; Branchiopoda; Diplostraca; Daphniidae
Exons: 13
Coding region: 376-3024 (882 amino acids)
Biological process (GO): intrinsic apoptotic signaling pathway in response to endoplasmic reticulum stress; IRE1-mediated unfolded protein response; protein phosphorylation
Cellular component (GO): IRE1-TRAF2-ASK1 complex
Molecular function (GO): RNA endonuclease activity; ATP binding; protein serine/threonine kinase activity
Source: RefSeq, a predicted model, not a curated record